This is a messenger RNA of Chrysemys picta bellii (western painted turtle), 6055 nucleotides long. RefSeq names its product olfactory receptor 51G2-like. Gene Ontology annotation, molecular function: G protein-coupled receptor activity; olfactory receptor activity. NCBI's taxonomy places the organism in Eukaryota, Metazoa, Chordata, Testudines, Emydidae. Gene Ontology annotation, cellular component: plasma membrane. Gene Ontology annotation, biological process: G protein-coupled receptor signaling pathway. The record is from RefSeq and is a predicted model, not a curated record.
AGAUCAUUUUUCUCUGAAAGCUCAGCUGCCAUGAUGCUGCCCAGCUGCAGCUGCCUGGAUCCCCAAAAGAAACUGGAGGUUUUCAUCUCCCCCUUCCUCAUAACGUAAAUGAAGAUUGCACUGAUGGAGUCUAUGCUGCACUCUGGCAAGAUCACAGCUGUGACAGCAUCAUUGUUACCACUCGGCCACCCUCACAAUCCUACCAAUCGGAGCCAUGCAAACAGUGAUGACAAGCCCAGAGUCCAGGAAUAGAGCCUGCAGCAUCACCACUCAUCUCCUGUGAUUUGGCCUCCUCCAGUUUGCCAUUGGUUGUGACAGGGGUUAGAGCUGGUGCACAGAAAGCCAAGCAGCUGAGGUUCCCUGAUGGUCAAGUGGCCCCCAAGGGAAUGUGCAAACAUGCUUCAUAAAGGCAGUUGCCUCCCUGUCUGAACUGAUACUGCCUGUGCAACCUCUCUGAUGACUCCUUGUCCUUUAGGGUGAAGACCUCUGGUGUCAGCGACUCCCCAUCUAGCAGGAAUUGGGUACGUUGGCAGGUUUCACUAGCUUUAAAAUGUGAAGGGAAGGGAAACAUUUGCACAUGUUCUGUGCAGCGGCAGAGGACUCAGCUGGGCUGUCGGGGUGACUCAGUGACGGGCUGGAGGACAGGCAGCGCUAGGUAGCUUGGGAACCUCUCCCCUACAUAUGACCAUGCUCCACAAUGGGUUAUUCAAGCUACACAGAAAUCUGACUUUCAAAGUGAGCUCGGAGUUUUAAAUCCCUGAAGCCCCAAGAAAGAAUUUUUUCAAGGGGUCCCAUUUCUAGAGGUGCUGUGUGCUCUGGGCCCGAUGCCACCAGGGCUGAGUGAGAAGAGACUCCACGGAAUAUCACUGACUAGUUCGCAAAUUGCCUCAGGUUUAUUUAAUCCUGGAAAUUUAAUCAGCAAAUGCAUUUUCAGCGAUUUUAUUCUCUGGCUUGAUUUUGAAGGCAGGAAUUCAGAGCUGCAUUUCUCUGGGGUAACAGGUCUGAUAGGGCAUAUUUUAAUAUUCUGACUGGCUGAGGGGUCUAGAAUCUCCUCAGAGCUACAGCGCUACCAGCAUCUCUGCCCCCUCUCUGGUCUCCGAAUGCCAGAUGUCAGACCUCGAACCCUGCCCUCUCCUAGGGUGGAAUCCUGCGACCCUCCCACCCUCAGACUGGGCCCUGGGCUACCGCACAAUGUGAAUCAACUGUGCUUGCCCAGGAGUUCGCACUGGGUUCAGCGCCUGUGGUUCUUCCCUUUGGGAGCCUCUGAGUAGUGGUGAGACGAGUGACCUGCCAGCCUUCUUGAACCAAAAUACUGUUUAAUCUGAACAGGAGGAAGAAAGCAACAUGGGAGAAUAAGAGGGUUUUCAAAGAACAAUCUGUACACAUCUCUGACCCCCAAACCCUCCCACUCUGAUGGGGACCCAGGCAGGCCGGGAGCUUUCAGAGUUCCCUAGUGGUGUCUGUGCAUGUCUGUCUGAAGAGCUUCCCAGCAACAGCUGCAAUCCACUUCCUGCAAACCCUCAUCGUGCCUGAAUAACAGGUGCUGGGGUUACUAUGUACUAGAGAGUGAGAGCUCAGGGAAUGAAUAUUUCAUAUACUGACCCCAAUGCCUGUUACCACUCAGGCUAUAGGCUACAGACUGACAGGACGGAACCUGAGGAGAACCAAUCAGCUAUUAACCCAGGGACAGAGGAGCUACUAGAUUUUUGUUUGCUGACAAGCCACUGAAUGAGAGGUGAGAUGCUGGGGUCUUUUCAGGUUCUGAAGGAAUCCAGAUGACAGACGCUACAUUUUAAGUCCCACUGUAACCUGAGAAAUAAUUUCUGAAAGAAGAUCAGAGGGGAAAGAAUGGGUUGACAUGUGUGUGCUAAUGUACACAUGUGUAAAUGUUAUGGCAAAGCUUUUCAUUGUAAUACAAUAUUACAAACCAACCUUUCGUGAUAUUGUUGUAUGUUGAAGGCCAGCAGCAGAGUUGUUGGAAUCUCUAAAGGAAGGAGCAGUGGUAACUUUACUGCUUAAUGGCUUUUGCUUCCGAAAGUAUAUCAGAAGUGCUCCACAUACUGUUUGCAAAGGGUUUAUGCUGUGAAAUCAUUUUCAGUGACUAGUUGUAUAUGUCUCCUGGUAACUGACCAGUAGCUGUUUCUAACACUUACAUUUAGAGUCAUGAGCACAAUCCCUCUGCAAUAUAUGUGCAAGAUUUCCCAAAAAUUCCUGAGAGAACAGAGCCGCUGGUCUAUGUUUCAGCAAAGAGUAGAGCUGAGGUGCAGGAAAGGGGAGUGUAAUAGCGAUUGUAUGUAACUUACACCCAUCACCUCUUACAGGAGCAUUGCUCAAGGAAUUUGCACACUCAACUGGAUAUGAGUGCAAACCUAGUGUUUUCACUAUUCACCCAUUUGUAAUACCGUCCCCUUCCACGCCCAGCUGAAGCAACUCUGUGUGUUAGCUUGUAACUUUCCAAAUAUCUAUAAAUGCCUGCAUGGGGAGAGGAUGCAGGUCCUGUGAGGAUGAAAAGAAGUCUGUAGGAUGAUCAGACUCGCUGGAUUCAGUCACCUUUGGCCAGGGAAACACUUCGGCUUCUCUUGGAGGUAUUCUUGGGGUCAGAGUAUAUCUCUGGGAACAUCUGGUAAGGGAAAGUAAAUAGAACCCAGUUCUGCCUGAAUUUACACAAGUAGAUCUGGAGUGACGCAGUUGAAGUCAGUAUUAUUGAAUUAAGAAAAUGGCAAUAAGAAUUUAUCUCAUGUACUGCAACGAGGCAGUGGCAUAAUUUUGAAGUGUCACGAGUGGAGAAAAUUAUAUGAAACACAUUUAUAAAUAUCUUCAAUCGAGGAUACACAGAUGCAAAGACCGUUUUCAACUGGCCAUCUGUUUAGAUUCAUGUCAUCAUAAAAUGGGCCAAACUCAGAAGUGGAGGGCCAGAAUGGGUGUCUGUGGGAAGGUCACAAUUGCAAAAUCACACAGUGCUGAAGGGGGCUGCGGAACUCCCAGCAACAAGAUAUCAAUGGGGCCAAGAGGUUAGUAGGACUCAAAGAGGGACUGGAUGUUUAUAUGGGUAACCAGAAAAUCCAAUUACAAUAGUGAGGAUUAUUUUAAAUAAAGCCUUGGAAUUGCUCUAAACUCUUCCUGAUUUACACCAUAAAAUAUGUCUAACUAGUGGGUGUCAGGGAGAAAUUUUCCCUGGGAGCAGGUUAUCUCAUGGGUGCCUAUUGUGGGGCUUCUUCCACCUUCCUCUGAAGCAUCUGGAACUGGCCACUGGAUACUGAGCUAGAUGAACUGCAGGUCUGAUCCAGUCUGGAAGUUCUUGUCUUCCUAUCAGUGGUAUAUAUCCAAUAUUAUGAUUUUGCUGAUCUUCCUUGAGCUCCUGGGAACCUCUAGACUUGCACGGAGAGCAGAAAGAUGUCUUGUUAAAUAUCAUGUAGUCUCCUGUUCUUUUUCCUUUCAGAAAGGAAAGUUCAAAACACCUUGGAGCUGCCCAGUACAUUAUGUCAGCAGUCAAUGACACCAAAUUCAACUCUGCAGUGUUCCUUCUCACUGGGAUACCUGGGCAGGAAGACGUCCAUCUCUGGAUCUCUGUCCCAUUCUGCCUAGUGUAUGUCAUUUCGAUAGUAGGCAAUUCAGUUAUUCUGUUCAUUAUAAAAACAGAUCAAACCCUCCAUGAGCCCAUGUUCAUUUUCCUUUCCAUGUUGGUCAUCACAGACCUUGGCUUAUCGAUAUCCACCAUACCAACAACACUGGGGAUAUUAUUAUUUAACUCUAGGGAGAUAAGCCUCGAUGCCUGUUUCUCCCAGCUCUUCUUCAUCGACUCUCUUUCAUAUAUUGAAUCCUCCGUUCUCUUCUUGAUGGCCUUUGACCGCUUCAUUGCGCUCUCUAACCCACUAAGAUAUGCUUCCAUCUUAACCCCACUGAGAAUAGCUAAAAUGGGACUGGUGGCUGUGCUAAGAUCAGUGGUCCUAAUAUUCCCACUCCCCUUUCUCCUGAAACGGUUCCGAUACUGUCGAGCCAAUGUCCUGUCCCAUUCCUACUGCCUGCACCAGGACGUCAUGAAGAUGGCUUGUUCUGAUAUCACAGUCAACAUCAUCUAUGGUUUGUCUAUUAAACUUUUAACAGUGGGGUUGGACUUAUUGCUCAUCUUUCUCUCCUAUGUGAUGAUCCUCAAAACUGUGCUGAGUGUCGCAUCCCACGCGGAGAGACUCAGGGCCCUGAACACCUGUGUAUCCCACCUGUGCGCCAUCGUGUUCUUCUACUUACCACAUAUCGGCUUGUCUGUGAUACACAGAUUCGGGAACAGCUCUUCUCACUUGCUUCAAAUUUUCCUGGGCUACAUCUACGUGCUGGUUCCUCCCCUGAUAAACCCAAUCGUGUACAGCGUGAAAAGCAAACACCUGCGAGCAAGGAUAAUCAGGGUGUUCUUUAAGUGAACAGUGAGUUCAUCACCCAACUCCAGCAGUGUUGACAGAGGCCGUGAAAAACACAUGCUCCAUAUUCCAUCCCAGACCCUGACAUGCAUGCUGGAAUGAGCUAAUGAUCUCCACUUUGAAAAGAGAGGUUCUGAUGGGAUCUAAGGCCUGGAGCAAUGUGGGAGGGGUUGGUGAGGGAGGCUAGAGCACUGGUGGAAGGAAGGCAGCAGCAUUUACAAAGUGACUGUGUGUGUGGAGAGCUGUGGGACCGGUGGUAUUUUGGCCCAUAAAGAGCUGUGUCAGUGGCUUCUCUAACCUCAGAAUUCCUGCCUGUAGAGUCAAUAAAGAGAAGGGAUGUAGAUGCUGUUUCCCGUUACACCUGGCCUGUCACUGUCCCGUCUCUGGUUAAACAUCCCUCCCUGAGCGCUCUGGGUGCUGCGUGAUCCAUUGGCGCUGCAGCAGCUGUGGACAGGGGCUAUUCAUGGGGCCCAGUCACCCAUCCUGCACACAACACUCCCACUGAGCUCACUCCCCUCUGUGUCAGAGCAGAGCUGUGUGUGUGUGAGGGUCUGACACACAGGAAUCCUGGCAAGAGACGCAAGCCCAGAUUCCCUCUUCCUCCCCACCAUUUAUCCUGCUCCAGGGGUGGAAACGGUGCUCAGCUCCCCCACACAGUCUCAGCUAUCUCCUAUCCCAGCCCAGUCCAUUCACUGUAUGGUGACCACCUAUUCAAAAGGCAAAAGCAGGACACAUGCAGGAGCCACGUCUCCUUUAUGACCCCACUCCAGGUGAACUAGAGCAGCUGUGAGGAGCUCUAGACCAUUCAUCGACCCUGGACAGGAGGCUAGGGGUCCUGAGAGAAGCCCCCAGCCUGUGUUCCCACCUCCCUGGAUGUUCAACCCAGGGAUGGUGCAGAGUCCGGGGCUCCCCACAGCAUCCUGGGCUUCUGGGGCAGCUCUUACUAUGGCCCGUCUCCAGCCUGGCCGGGGUGCAGAGGCUCAGGGGAAGUGGAGGAGCAGGGGGCAGGGCCUAGUGGGAAGAAAUGGGGCAGGAGGUGGGGGCUCAGGAGAAAAGGAGAAGCAGGGGGUGUGGAAAGCCUGAAUCAACACUGACCCCAGCAAUCAGGGUGAUGGGGGCUCCUGAGUAAAGGAGGAGGAUGGGACUGGAGGGUAGCAGAGCCUGUGUUUUGGAGAAGACUGAAUUAAUGUGACCCCACACAGGGGGAUCUUGUUUUAAGUAUCGCAGGCUGUCAGGGUUCCCUCCCCACUCUGAACUCUGGGGUACAGAUGUGGGGACCCACAUGAAAGACCCCCUAAAUUUAUAUUCCACCAGCUUAGGUUAACAACUUCCCCAAGGCACAAAUCCUUUCCUUGUCCUUAGAUGGUAUUGCUGCCACCCCUAAGUGAUUGAAACAAACACUCAGGGAGAGGCAACUUGGAGCCCUAUCCCCCCCAAAAUAUCUCCCUUUCACCCCCUUUCUUGAGGUGGGGGUGAGAAUAAUAUACCAACCGAUAGGUUGACAAAGUGAGCAUAGACCAAAUCUCUGUUUUUUAGGACAACUGAAAAUAAAAUAAAACAUGCACAUCUAAGCCUAAUACAGUAAUACAACUGAAUCCAGAUAAAAUUUCACCCUGAGAGAUGUUUCAAUAAGUUUCUUUCAC